This is a messenger RNA of Oncorhynchus masou masou (cherry salmon), 1071 nucleotides long. RefSeq lists its product as uncharacterized. Bases 246 to 911 code for a protein of 221 amino acids. Lineage: Eukaryota; Metazoa; Chordata; Actinopteri; Salmoniformes; Salmonidae. The record is from RefSeq and is a predicted model, not a curated record. The transcript has 7 exons.
UUCAUUGAAUCUCUUUUCAUGAAUGCAAUGUUCAAAUUGUUAUUGCUUUGUCUAUCUUGGUGGGCUCAUUGACAUUGACAGCAUUUAGAAGUUCAGUAUGCACCUUGAUGUUCUGCGGUAAUGCACACUGUAUCGGACAAACUGUCAUUUGAGCGUCUUGCUUGUGUUCUCGCGCAUCUGCUUUCGUAUUACAUUGAAGAUCAGAUGAUCUUUGUGAGGCUCUGCAGCGUCAAUUAACAUUGAAAAUGAGCAACAAGGUAAAGAAUAGGACAAAAAAAUCCAAUGUAAACUGUCUGCCACCUGCAGAUGCAGAUGCACCCCAAGAUGCUGUUAACAAUGCUGACGAACGUCCUCCAGGUCUCAAGAACUCUGUGAUUGCAAAGCAACCUAAACAGCAGGACUAUCCAACAAGGUCGACGAUGGGCAAAUUCUUCACGGUUGUGACUGGGAAUACUCUGGGGUCUCAUGAGAAAUUAAUUAAUCGUCUCGCUUCCAAAAGACACUUAACCGAAGUGACGUCACUAGAGGAGAGUGAUGUCAUCCUGGCUUUCUGUUCCAUUGUUUCUCGUGCUGGGACUGAUAUUGAAGCAGCACUGCAGCAGAUUCCAGCUGGUAAACCUGUCAUCCUGGUAGUGCUGCAUCAUACCUUCAAUCCAGACUACACUGUACCUGACAGUAGCAGACUAGUGAUCAGAGGUGAUGUAAUACUCACAGUGGACUGUCUCUUCCAUGAGAACCAGGGACUACUGGAGUGUCCUCGAUAUGAAGAAGCAAUUGAAAAUAUUCUAAAGAGUCUUGACAAAGGUCCUGAGAACACAAAUCAGUGGGCCAGCCUGGGGAAGAUUAUCUUGAUCUGCAGUGUUAUUGGUGUAGCCUGGGGCAUAUACACUUCUUAUAGAAGAAUUAAAUAAAUAUGCUUUCACUUUUUGCAAUAAAACGGUUCCAAUUUAUACAUGAAUCUAAGGUAAUUACACAGCUGUAAGAGGAGUGUCAGUUGUAUUUCACAUCAGAUAUCAAUUUUCCAAUGUGCUAUCCUUGAAAAAGAAUAAAGGAAGAUAGAGGACCAGCGAA